AUGAUGAAUUCAAAUGAAACAAAUGAACAAUGUUGUUUAAGUCCUCUCGAUUCAGCCCGUUUCAUCAUGGAACGAGCUCGGCAUGUUUCAAUAAAUUCAUCUUCUCUUAGAAAAUUGGCUGAUACGAUUUCAUGUGCAAUGAUGGAUGGAGAAUGUACGCCAGAUGAUUGGAUUGGAUCAGAUGUUGGUCCCCCAAAAGGGAAUGAUCAAUCAACAAUUGAUUGGAUAUUUUUGGCAAGUACAUUAAAUUUUUCAUUUUGGACUGAUGAUAAUCAAAAUGAAUCUUAUUGUCGAAAAUAUAAAAAGAAUAUUUAUUAUGGCUAUUAUGCAUUGUGUGUCGCGAUAAAUCAAGCAUUAGAUGAAGGAAUUGAUAUAAUCAAUGCUGAAUAUUAUUCUAAAUUAACACUUGAUCAAAUAAAAUAUAUAUUUCAAUCAACAGAAAAUUCAUCUGAAUUACCAAUGUUAAAUGAAAGAUUAAAUAUUUUACGAGAAACUGGAUCCAUACUUCUUAAAGAAUAUGAUGGACAUUUCUCUCGAUGUAUUGAACAAAGUGGUGGAAGUGCUGUAGAUCUUGUUGAAUUAAUUGUUAAAAAGUUUCCUGCAUAUAGAGAUGAAGCUGUUUAUGAUGGACAAAAAGUAAGUUUUUAUAAACGAGCCCAAAUAUUAGUUGCUGAUAUUUGGGGAUGUUUUAAUGGUCACGGUUUUGGUCAUUUUACUGACAUGGAUGGGUUAACAAUGUUUGCUGAUUAUCGUGUUCCACAAGUUUUAUCUCAUGAAGGUGUUCUAAUUUAUUCAAAUGAAUUAAAAUGUCGACUUGAAAGAAAAGAAGAAAUUCCUUUUGGCGAUCGAGAUGAAUGUGAAAUUCGUGCUGCUUCAAUCUUAGCUGUUCAGCUUCUUGUUAAUCAAGCAAAUGAAAAAAUUCCUUUAGAAAAAGAUACAGGAGAUGGAGGACAACGAUUAAAUGCGCCACUUGUUGAUGUUUAUUUAUGGCGAAGAAGACGACAAUUCACUGAUCUAUAUAAACAAACACCUUUUCAUCGAACAAGAUCAAUUUUUUACUAA
Messenger RNA from Rotaria socialis, 1062 nucleotides. The record is from the annotation of a GenBank genome assembly. NCBI's taxonomy places the organism in Eukaryota, Metazoa, Rotifera, Eurotatoria, Philodinida, Philodinidae.